Sphaeramia orbicularis (orbiculate cardinalfish) is the source of this 1857-nucleotide messenger RNA. It is a transcript of the gene snap23.1, whose product is annotated as synaptosome associated protein 23.1. Gene Ontology annotation, molecular function: SNAP receptor activity; syntaxin binding. The record is from RefSeq and is a predicted model, not a curated record. NCBI's taxonomy places the organism in Eukaryota, Metazoa, Chordata, Actinopteri, Kurtiformes, Apogonidae. The transcript has 9 exons. Bases 148 to 882 code for a protein of 244 amino acids. Gene Ontology annotation, biological process: synaptic vesicle priming; exocytosis; synaptic vesicle fusion to presynaptic active zone membrane. Gene Ontology annotation, cellular component: SNARE complex; plasma membrane.
ACUCAAGUAGUUGUUUAGUGGCAGCGUUUAGGUAGUUGACAGGAAAGCGGAACUAGCUAACUAGCUAGCUAGCAGCAGCUAAGUUAACGACCUGCGUGUGUCCAGGCCAGUUUAUGAGAUUGGAACACGACAGCAUCUUUUCAAACAAUGCCACAAAACAUCGAGCUCGGUGCCACAGGAGGACCCUCCAAACAAGAAGGCAGCAACAUGGACGAUAUGACUGUAGAGCAGAUCACCAUGAGGGCUAACCAAGUGACAGACGAGUCGCUGGAAAGCACUCGGAAUAUGCUGCGGAUGGCAGAGGAGAGCAAACAGAUGGGUGUCAAUACCAUGGUGAUGCUGGACCAGCAAGGAGAGCAGCUGAGGCAUGUGGAGGAGGGCAUGGACCAGAUCAACCAGGACAUGAGACAGGCAGAGAAAAACCUGACCGACCUCUCCAAAUGCUGUGGCCUCUGUGUGUGCCCCUGUGACAGAAGAGGAUUCUUUGAUGAUUACGAAAAGAUAAGGGUCUCAUCUAUUGAGAACGAUUCGCGAUACAAGAAAACCUGGGGCAUUGGAGGACCAGAGGACGAUGGCGGUGAUGGCUCGGUUGUCUCCAGGCAACCGUCAGGUGUUCGCAACGGCCAGGCUGCCCAGUUGAAUGCCUCGGCGCCGUCAGGCCCCUACAUUAAGAGGAUAACUAAUGAUGCACGCGAAGAUGAGAUGGAGGAGAAUCUGGAGGCGGUGGGAAGCAUCAUUGGAAACCUGAAGACCAUGGCUGUGGACAUGGGCAGUGAAAUAGACAAACAGAACAAACAGAUCGACCGCAUCACAGAGAAGGCGGACAUGAACAAACAUCGCAUUGACGAAGCCAACCAGAGAGCCAACAAGCUCAUCAACUAGACAAGGAACUCUGCUUUUGCCAGUUUUAUCAACCUUAAGCCUCUGCCGUCACACACACACACACACGCACACACACACACACACACACACACACACACACACACACACUCAUGCUCUUUGAAUCUCAGUCAGGAAGAAUGUUUUAUUGCCAGCAGUGUCCUUGCCUUUACUGCACUAAGAUGUAAAUAACGUAGUUGAGCCUUUGUUUCCUGAAUCGGACCCUCCUGUCGGCACCGAGCAGAACCUCCCGCACCUUUUCACCGUCAGCGCUGAAACUCUGAGCGGCAGCAUCAGAACACACACACCAAACAGGAAGUGUCCUUCUGUCGCUGCUGUUGGAUCCCAAACACACACCAGGUCUGUUGUAUCUUCUCUGGACGUGAACAGGAAGGGAAGGAGCUGCUUUUCUCCGUCAGGCUCUGUUCGUUUUUUGACCUAAUGUUUUAUUUCAGAAUGUCCGAAGUGUCCACGUUUGUCUGGAUCCUGCUCCAUACUCAUUUACUGUGUUUUGAUGUAAACAGCACAGCGGUAAUUUCUGUUGUACGUCACUGUCCUGUGGUCAUGUGAUCUGUGAAACCGCUACACGGCGUCCAAUCAGAAAACCCCGAGUCUGGUGUGAACCGAGUCUAUCUGAACGAACUGUGUGUAAUUAUCGUGUAUUAUUUAGAUUAUAUGCUUAUUUAAUUAUUCCUAUUGAGCAGAAAUGACAUUUGAGUAGAGUUUGUUCAACCCUUUAUUCACAUGUCAUUUUUUUUUUUUUUCGUAUUUCAGAUGAAGCUAUUUCAAAAAUGAAUAAAUAUAUAAAAUGCCGUGCUUUGGACUUAAUUGUGGUUAAUGUUUUCAUGCUGGAAUUCAAAGCACCUACCCCUGAACGAUAGCAAUUUAAUAUUAUUUAGUCAUUUUCUGACUGACGGGAAGUCAAGGUUAUUGUAAUUAUUUUCAAGAAAAUUGCACGGUGUUGACCUUGUGUUAAAA